CCGGCGUGAAGUUGCGCGCGAUUUGUGGCGCGAAGCGAGUCUAGUAUACCGCAACACGAUUUCGGGGAGGUAUCACACACGGUGGAGCGUACGAUCGGCGUGGGAACACGAGUGUCGAUGGUGAGGAAGCGUGGCUGAGAGAAUUCCAGGAAGAUCCAGCGAUCGCUGACGAACAGGACGUGUACAGUCGAGCAUGACGACCGAUGAGGAAUCGCCAAGCGCUGGCCUUUUGGAGAGGCUGGCUCCCAGCGGAGGUCGCGAAAACGCCUCCGCCGCCGUCGAUCAUGUCGACGGCCACAAGCUCCGAGCCGCGACCGACAGCUUCUCCAGCAUUAACGAGAGACCGGUCGAUGAUAUCUCCAUCGAGUUCUUCUACAAACCGCACACGAUUACCUUGCUGCUCAUCUCCAUCGGCGCGGUCAUAUACUCAGCCUUCACCAGAAAUACCACGAAUGUGGAGGAAAACAUAUGGGCGGGUAUGCUGUGCAUUAUGUUCUUCUUCCUCAUCAUAUCCGUCCUGACGUUUCCCAACGGUCCGUUCACCAGGCCUCAUCCAGUGGUGUGGCGGAUAGUGUUCGGUUGCAGCGUGCUCUACCUAAUGGGUCUGCUGUUCAUGUUAUUCCAAAACUACGAGACGGUCAAGAGGAUCCUGGUGUGGAUGGAUCCUAGUCUCGCGUCCUUCCAUAUUGACAUGGACAAAGAGUACGGUGUUAACUGUUCGGACGUCACGCUGGAAAAGAUCUGGAAUCAUCUGGACGUGUUCGCGCUCGCUCACUUCCUCGGCUGGGCCUUCAAAGCCAUUCUAAUCCGUCACCUCGGUAUAUUAUGGGCCAUUAGUGUUAUGUGGGAGGUGACGGAGAUCGCCUUCGCUCACUUGCUGCCAAAUUUCGUCGAGUGUUGGUGGGACGCACUGAUCUUGGACGUCCUGGUGUGCAACGGAUUGGGCAUUUGGGUCGGCCUCAAGAUCUGCUCCAUUUUGGAGAUGAGAGAGUACCGAUGGGUCAGCAUCCGCGACAUCGAGAGCACCACCGGCAAGUUGAAAAGGGCGAUGCUGCAGUUCACUCCUGGUAGCUGGACAUCGGUCAGGUGGUUGGAUCCGACCUGCACCCACAUGCGACUGGUCGCAUUGUGCCAGUUGGUGAUAUUCUGGCAGGUCUCCGAGCUGAAUACCUUCUUCUUGAAGCACGUCUACGAGUUCCCACCGUCUCAUCCAUUCGUCGUGGCCAGACUGGUGUUGAUCGGCGUCAUAGUCGCGCCGUCGGUUAGGCAAUAUUACAUGUACGUGACCGACCCGACGUGCAGUCGGGUGGGAACUCAGUGCUGGGUCUAUGGGGCGAUCAUGGUGACCGAAGCCUUGCUGUGUAUACGUCAUGGUGCGGCUCUGUUCGAACGUACCCAAGCCCUCAAUAUUCUCCUGUGGCUUCUCUGCCAAUCGUUAGUCUCGGUUCUCUGCGUGUACGGCUGCGUCUUGUGGCAUCAGUACUUGGAGACGGGAAAGAAAACCACUAUAAAACGGUCGGUGUCCCAUCUGGGUAAGUUUGGCACGGAUGUAACGUCUAGCAAUGUGGAUAUGGCUCGCCGCACGAGAUCUGUGGAAGCAUUGGACAAGAAAGACCUCUGAGAGGCGAACGAAGAAGACUACCGAACUGAAGAAGACGAUGAUGAACUAUAUAACUAAUGAAACUUUCUAGUCGCAUAGGAGAAUUGCGUGUAGGAAUUCGUAGGAUUCCGAGGAGUGACGAUGCGAUGCAUGCGUGCGUGCGUGAACUGAUUACUCGUCGCGUGCCGUGAUGUGAAUCUCCCUAAAGCUGUUGUUACUUCGUUCCUGAGAAUAAAUAGUGAAUAUUGUUACCACUUACAAAUCAGCCCGCGGACGUCCCGAUUUUGACCGCUCGAUCGCGCGCGAAUCGAGCGUCGCCCAACCCCCGUGUCUCGAGAAUGUUCCAAAAGUAAUUCUGUAAUCCAUUGUCAUUCGUAUUGUUAUCAUAAUCAUAUAUUGACUUAUUAAGAUAAAAAUACCAGUAUCCGGACGCGUAUCUAAGUGGACAUUCUUGUUGGGUCUUUAAAUACGAAUGAUCUUUACGUAAAUUUUUAAACGUAAAAUAUUUGUACAUAUUCAGUAUAUAGGAUGGUUUUUAAAAGUCUGGAAACUUAAAUGGAUACCUCCAUUUUUUAUUAUAAAUUUCGACAACUGAUGUCGUGACUUCUUCAAAACAAUAUGAUAAUUAUCCAAUUCAGGGCUUUAGUUCA
Dinoponera quadriceps is the source of this 2250-nucleotide messenger RNA. It is a transcript of the gene l(3)77CDf, whose product is annotated as phosphatidylserine synthase 1. The record is from RefSeq and is a predicted model, not a curated record. The coding region runs from base 194 to 1621 and encodes 475 amino acids. Gene Ontology annotation, molecular function: L-serine-phosphatidylethanolamine phosphatidyltransferase activity. The transcript is spliced from 6 exons. NCBI's taxonomy places the organism in Eukaryota, Metazoa, Arthropoda, Insecta, Hymenoptera, Formicidae. Gene Ontology annotation, biological process: phosphatidylserine biosynthetic process.